CAUGUGGACCCGCCUCGGUCUUCCCCUCCGGCCUCCGCGCAACCACAGCAAUGGCCAUGGUCUUCCCCUCCACGCAACCAGCAACCGCCAUGCCCCUCGGUCUUCCCCUCCGUCCUCUGCGCAACCGCCAUGGUUUUCCCCUCCGCGCAACCACAGCAACCGCCAUGCCCCUACCUCGCACCAUCCGCCAUGCCUUCGCCUCGCAGGAUCCGCCAUGCCAGCGUCUCGGCUUCUCCUCCGUUCAGCCGCCCGACCCGCCGCCUUCCCCUCCGCAAAACAGCCAUGUCCCCGCCUCGGCUAACCCUAUGCGCAGAUCCACAGCCGCCCGACCCGCCAGGACCUGCCUCUCCUUCCCCUCCGCGCUCAAACAACCAAGCCGAGCCGAGGAAAUGCGCCCACAAAUUUGGACGCUCCGCGCAGCCACACGAACUGCCAUGCAACCACCUCGCACGAUCCGUCAUGCCCCCGCCUCGCACGAUCCGCCGUGCCAGCGCCUCGGCUUCCCCUUCGUGCAACCGCCCGACCCGCCAGGACCCUGUCUCUCCUUCCCCUCCGCGCUCGGCUUGGCCCACAAAUUUGGAAAUGCACCCACAAAUUUGGAAGCCACGGCAAUGGCGCCCGAUUUGGCUAUGGCGUCGCUGAUUUGGAAAUCGCACAAUCUACGUCGCCGAUUUGGAAAGCACGAUCUCGGUACCGCAAUCACAACAACUAUCCCCCAAAUGUCGCGCCCACCCACGUCCAGCUGACUUAGGAGGGUCCAAGCAGGAGCCUACUCCUCAUUUGCCCCUGUUCAGAGAUUUCCUUAUGUGAAAACGAAGAACCAACAUAAACGAAUCUAAUGGAGCAUAAUGCUGAUCGCACACCAUUAAUAGACAUCUCAAACACAAGCGUUACAGGUGAUCAAAUAGGAUCAAACUCGCUUGGACCAAUAGACGAUGCUAAUGAACGUAAGAGGCAAAGGGAUAGAGAAAGAUAUGCCACGAUGUCCAUUGAACAAAAGAAUGAGAAAAAUAGGAAGCGCCGUGAAGCACGUCAACGAAACAAAGGACUACCCCUAAAGUCUGAGUCAUCUAGAGGUCCUAUUAAAAACACUCCAUUGGCUGGUAAUUCUAUCGAACGAAAGAGGCAAAGGGAUAGAGAAAGGCGUGCAACAAUGUCGGUUGAACAAAGGAAUGAGUACAAUAACAAGCGUCGUCAAAUGCGUCAACGAAAUAAGGGACAAAAUGUGAUGCCCGAUGUUUCAGGAGAUGGCGACAAAAAAGAAAAUGUGGAUCCAGAUGAUGAUAGCGACUGGCUGCAUCGGAACGAGACAUUCCAGUCAAACGACUAUGUCGCAACGACAGACCUUCUGCCACCAGGCAGUGUGCAUGAAUCUGUUGGUGUCAUUGGGGAACCGAGUAUCGGCGUUAGGGAGUAUAGGCUUGAACGCCUUAGGUUGUAUAAUCAAACACCAAAGCGAAAAGAGGCAAAGAUAGAGUACAUGAGAAAACGUAGAGUGCUACAGGCUGACACUCUGAAUGUUGCGUCCAUCGCCAUGGAGGACCCAACAUAUACCCCUGAGGUUGUGCACCCUGCAACGGAACCUUCAACAGUUACCACCUGCGACUGGGUUAUCCCUGAAUUCAUUAGGACACCUUUCCUACCAGCUCAAACACAGACCGAGGAUGUCGGUUCAUUCGAUAUGUCUACUGAAGCAAUAAGACAUAAACAUCAUGUGCCGCGUGGGGAAAGACAAGCUAUCUUAGCCCGUCGAAACAAACAAUUUCAAGCAUCCAUUGCAAGGAACGUGACUACUUUGAAUGGGGAUACUAUCGGUGACGCCAACAACAAUGCACAAUGUAGCGUUCCAUGCCAAGCCGCUACCUUGCCAACAAAUGGAAGUGAAGGCAUAACCGAACAAGGAAAUGAGGUGGAGCAUACACAAGAGAAGCCAACGGUCAUUUCCAAUGAUGAUGAUGAUGAUGAUGAGGCUGUCAUAUUCGAAGAAGAUGAUGACAACGACGAGGGAUACAUAUUCGCUGGCCAAUGUACUUAUGUCAAUUUUUAUUAUGAUUAUGAUACCAAGGCUUAUAUAAAUACACAUGUCUUAGUCGUUGUUUUCCAAAAAAUAUCAGACGAGGAGACUGACGAGGACAUCGAAAUCGAUGGUACUCAGGAUGAAUCUACUGGCACUGAUGUGCCUGACCCGUACGACAAGGUAUACAGUAACCUCCCUGAAGAAACACAUAUGCUGAAGCCUGUUCCUGACUGCGGUUAUUGCACUGCGAAGAAGUUUGAGUACGAGCCACCUGGGUUUUGCUGUCGUGGUGGGAAGGUUGAGCUAGCACCACUCGAUACCCCUCCCCAGCUCAGGAGGUUGUGGGAUAGUGCAGACUCUGAUGCUAAGCACUUUCGUGAUAACAUUAGGUUUUUUAAUGGCCAUUUCUCUUUCACUUCCCUAUACUGUUGCCUCGAUAGUAUGACAACUAAUGUGCGAGAUUCUGGUAUAUACACGUUCCGGGCACAAGGCAUGAUGUACCACAAUAUCAAGUCAUUCGGUAAGGAAGGUGGGUCGGAGCAUAAACAUCUAGAGCUUUACUUUUACGAUGACGAUCCCAGUCUCGAGCAUCGGUACCGUAAGUGUCGUGAAGAACAGCUUCAGAAAGACAAAGAUGUUAUUAAACAGAUAGUUGGCAUACUCCAUGGAAACCCGUACUCCGAGCACCUUAGGAGCAUGGGCCAUGUUGAGAACCUUGAUGACUAUCAUAUCGCAUUGAACCUUGACCAGACUUUGAACCAGAAGACAUAUAACACGCCUCUCACUUCGGAGGUGGCCGCUGUAUGGAUCGAGGGGAGCGAACGGCGAGGCCAGUUCAGCAAGAGUGUUAUGUUACAUGGGAAGGAUAGGUCAAGCCACGGCAUCCGCUCAUACCAUGGAUGCUACGAUGCACUAUCGUAUCCACUGUUCUUCCCUAAAGGUGAACUUGGAUGGCAUGCAAAUAUCCCAAAGGUUGGUGUAUCCAUGGAUGAAGUGGAUGCAUACCGUGCGACACAUAGGGCAAAUAAUUCAAACGAUGAAGAUGCAGGUUAGUUGUUUCUUUGUACUUUGCGAUUUUUGCACAUUAUUAACUAUUCUUUCAACAUCACUCACUUUUCAAUCCUUGCGUAUGCAGAAUCUCCUACCCAUUUAUGUGUGUCCGUACGUGACUACUACUGCUACAAAUUCCAGAUUCGUCCCGGGGUAUUUAAUCCAAUACUUCAUGGAAAGCG
This is a messenger RNA of Zea mays, 3249 nucleotides long. RefSeq lists its product as uncharacterized. The transcript is spliced from 9 exons. The record is from RefSeq and is a predicted model, not a curated record. The coding region runs from base 839 to 3070 and encodes 743 amino acids. NCBI's taxonomy places the organism in Eukaryota, Viridiplantae, Streptophyta, Magnoliopsida, Poales, Poaceae.